AAAUGGACAGUUUUGUUGAUGAACUGAGAAGGGAAGAAGGGCAGGCAUCUACAGAAGAAGAAACUGAAGGUGCAUCUGUGGGAACAGCAGGGCAUGUUCAGCUUCCUGGAAUUUAUUUACCUUUACUCCCAAGAUGUUUUCAACACCCAACAUCUAUGAGCCGAAUGCCCUCAGAUUUUCAAAAGGCUAAAGAAGACUGUUUAAGCUACAUACAGGAGGCCCUCUUGCAAAGUCAGUGGCAGAGGGCUGCGGAAUUAAUGGUAAGCUAUCUAGAGUCACUGCAGAAUACAACCACAACAAAACAGCUGGCAGCACGUGAGGUGAUCUGGAGAAUAGGAACUGAAAUCUUGUAUCAUCAUCCAAGAAGCAACAUAGAGGAGUCCAACCAUUUUGCAGAUCAGAUGAAAAAUUUAGGAGUAACGAGAUAUUUAAAGAUCUCUUUAGAGCAUGCCUUCUACCUCUUGUGUAAUGGGCACGUAGAUGAGGCUUAUCAGAAUCUGGUCCUGGCAGAAAGCUGGCGCUAUGGAGAACAAACGGUUCUUCAGGAAAAAGAUCUGAAACUCGUUCAAGGCUACAAGGGGCUGCUUGACUACUUUCAGUGGCUAAAAAAGAAGGCGGACAUGUUGCAACUCGAGGAAGACAGCUAUGCAGAGUCCUCUGUUCAGCAAGAAAUGCACAGCUUCUACCGGCAGGCUGCAGUCAACCUUAAGGAGAUAAUUAAAAGUCCUGGAGUUUGGGAUCCUUUUGUUUUGGGUUAUGUGGAUCUCCUGGAAUACUAUGAGAAGUAUGAAGAAGCCAGAGAAGUACUAAGCAAGUAUGCUUACAACUCCAAAUUUCCUUCCAACCCUAAUGCUCAUGUCUACUUCUAUCAGUUUCUAAAGAGAAGGGGUGAAUCGAAGAAAAAACAGAUCUCCGCACUUCAGGUCUUACAUGAGCUUGUUCCUUCUCAUGAAUUGAUGUUGGAACUUUAUGUCAUGCUUAAAAAAUCAAAAAAAAGUAAAAACCACAGACUGCGGCUGGAAGUUAUUUUUGCAGCCUUGGAUUUUGCUGGAUGGAAGGACAACGUAAAGGCUUGGAGCUAUUUGGCAAAACAGAUUGUAGAGAUAUUGCAGAACUCUGGCAAGCAAUUUGACUGGCUCAAAAAGGAAUGGGGUACCCGAAAGGACUGGUGGCCAGCCUUCCAUUUCAGCCAUUAUUUGGCAAAAAGAAACUGGCAGGAAAAUGAAAGUCUUGCAUGUGAAAAAGUUCUGGUGGCUGGAAUACUGCUAGGAAAAGAUUGCAAAUACUUUAAGUACAUCACACAUCAAGGAAGUAAAGCCAAGAAGAAGAAGUUCAGAACGCUGAAGAACUUUGUGAAAGAAAAUGGCCGGGUCCAUUUGAGAUUGUCUGAUACUUGAUUGCUUCAGAGGUCAAAGAGUGUCCUGUGCUUUUUCUAAAAGGAUGUAGAUUAUUUUUCCAGAUUGUAUGAUUUUCCACUUGUGUAUAGAUUCCCAGUGCAAAGAAGUAUUUCAUUGUAAAAAAAAUCUUAUGUGUUAAUGUCAACCAUUUGUGUGCCCAAUUCUUAUUUUUAAUAAAUCUGAAAAAAUGCACCAUUCCACUUUGAGUUAUUGCUAAAAUAAA
Messenger RNA from Euleptes europaea (tarantolino), 1620 nucleotides. RefSeq names its product TATA-box binding protein associated factor, RNA polymerase I subunit A (gene TAF1A). Gene Ontology annotation, biological process: transcription by RNA polymerase I. Gene Ontology annotation, cellular component: RNA polymerase I transcription regulator complex. The coding region runs from base 3 to 1397 and encodes 464 amino acids. The record is from RefSeq and is a predicted model, not a curated record. The transcript has 10 exons. NCBI's taxonomy places the organism in Eukaryota, Metazoa, Chordata, Lepidosauria, Squamata, Sphaerodactylidae.